GGUCUCCUCCCCUUGCUCUGACGCGAGGCCCGUGGCUCCCCGGGAGGAUGCACCGAGCGCCGCGCUAGCGGGGGGCUUCCCCGGGCUGGAGAGCGCGCCUGAGUGCCGCCUCCCGCCGGGCAUGGGAGCCGCUUCCUGGCGGCUGUGGCAGCGGAGGAUGCUCCAGGCAAGCAGAGCACUCAAGAAGAGUGAAUGAAAUGUGCGGCUCCGGGUGUUGUUUCUGAAGGGAGGAGUCUUUCUCUUGGAGAGGAGUCCUCAAUGAGCCUGGCCGAGGCCUGCGAUCUGUGUGAAGUGGACUAAGGAUUAAGUAGGAUGUCAACUGAGACAGAACUUCAAGUAGCUGUGAAAACCAGCGCCAAGAAAGACUCCCGAAAGAAAGGACAGGAUCGCAGUGAAGCCACUUUGAUAAAGAGGUUUAAAGGUGAAGGGGUCCGGUACAAAGCCAAACUGAUCGGGAUAGAUGAAGUGUCCGCAGCUCGGGGAGACAAGUUAUGUCAAGACUCCAUGAUGAAACUCAAGGGCGUUGUUGCAGGCGCUCGUUCCAAAGGAGAACACAAACAGAAAAUCUUUUUAACCAUCUCCUUUGGAGGAAUCAAAAUCUUUGAUGAGAAGACAGGGGCUCUUCAGCAUCAUCAUGCUGUGCAUGAAAUCUCCUACAUUGCAAAGGACAUCACAGAUCACCGGGCCUUUGGAUAUGUGUGUGGGAAGGAAGGAAAUCACAGAUUUGUGGCCAUCAAAACAGCCCAAGCGGCUGAACCUGUGAUUCUGGACUUGAGAGAUCUCUUUCAGCUCAUUUACGAAUUGAAGCAAAGAGAAGAAUUGGAAAAAAAGGCACAAAAGGAUAAGCAGUGUGAACAAGCCGUGUACCAGACCAUUUUGGAAGAGGAUGUUGAAGAUCCUGUGUACCAGUACAUUGUGUUUGAGGCUGGACAUGAGCCAAUCCGUGAUUCCGAAACAGAAGAAAACAUUUAUCAGGUUCCCACCAGCCAAAAGAAGGAAGGUGUUUAUGAUGUGCCAAAAAGUCAACCUGUAAGUAACGGCCAUCCAUUUGAGGAUUUUGAAGAACGAUUUGCUGCAGCCUCUCUGAACAGAAACCUGCCUGUGGACUUGGAUGAGUUGUAUGAGGCAUCACAGGCUGUGACCCAAUUAGAACUUUUUGGGGACAUGUCCACCCCUCCUGAUAUAACCUCUCCCCCCACUCCUGCAACUCCAGGUGAUGCCUUUAUCCCAUCUUCAUCUCAGACACUUCCGGCGAGUGCAGACGUGUUUGGUUCCGUACCUUUCGGCACAGCUGCUGUACCCUCAGGUUAUGUGGCAAUGGGCGCCGUCCUCCCAUCGUUCUGGGGCCAGCAGCCCCUCGUGCAACAGCAGCUCGCCAUGGGUGCUCAGCCACCAGUCGCUCAGGUGAUGCCGGGGGCUCAGCCCAUUGCAUGGGGCCAGCCGGGCCUCUUUCCUGCCACCCAGCAGCCCUGGCCCACUGUGGCCGGGCAGUUUCCGCCAGCCGCCUUCAUGCCCACACAAACUGUUAUGCCUUUGCCAGCUGCCAUGUUCCAAGGUCCCCUCACUCCACUUGCCACCGUCCCAGGCACGAGUGACUCCACCAGGUCAAGUCCACAGACCGACAAGCCCAGGCAGAAAAUCGGGAAGGAAAUGUUUAAGGAUUUCCAGAUGGUCCAGCCUCCACCCGUGCCCUCCCGCAAGCCUGACCAACCCUCCCUCACCUGUACCUCAGAGGCCUUCUCCAGUUACUUCAACAAAGUCGGGGUGGCACAGGAUACAGAUGACUGUGAUGACUUUGACAUCUCCCAGUUGAAUUUGACCCCUGUGACAUCUACCACACCAUCGACCAACUCACCUCCAACGCCUGCCCCUAGGCAGAGCUCUCCAUCCAAAUCAUCUGCAUCCCACGCCAGUGAUCCCACUGCUGAUGACAUCUUUGAAGAAGGCUUCGAAAGUCCAAGCAAAAGUGAAGAGCAAGAAGCUCCUGACGGUUCCCAGGCCUCAUCCAGCAGCGACCCAUUUGGGGAGCCCAGUGCUGAGCCCAGUGGUGAUACCACAAGUCCACAGGACGGUAGCUAGAAAGCGCAGGGCUGG
This is a messenger RNA of Ochotona curzoniae (black-lipped pika), 2094 nucleotides long. It is a transcript of the gene DAB1, whose product is annotated as DAB adaptor protein 1. Lineage: Eukaryota; Metazoa; Chordata; Mammalia; Lagomorpha; Ochotonidae. The record is from RefSeq and is a predicted model, not a curated record. The transcript is spliced from 16 exons. The coding region runs from base 313 to 2079 and encodes 588 amino acids. Gene Ontology annotation, biological process: ventral spinal cord development; lateral motor column neuron migration.